UUUAAGGUUAUCUAAGUAUUUUGAUGUUUAGUGGCUUAAUUUUAAAAGUUGUAAAAUUGACUUAUUUAAUUUACUUAUCUAUAAAUAGUAGUUAUUUUAAAGGUUAAAUUUUAAUGUAGAAAAUGGAUUUAUUUAUUAUUAACAGAUAUACAGGUUCUAAUGAAGAAUCAGAACUUUUAGAUCAGGAAACAUUACAUUUACAAAGAUUGAAACAGAAAAUUGAAGAAAGGAAAAGAAAAAGUAUUUUAAAUAAAAAGAUACCAGAAACUAUAACUUUAAAAGAAGAAGAUGUAUCAACUAAAUCAGAUAGUAUUGAAAUAAAUAGCACCCACAACGAAAAAGAAGAUCUAGAAAAUAAAAAUGAAAAAGACGAAGCAUUGCCCAGUGAUAUACCAUCAAAACUUAGCAAAACAGAUAAACACAAAAAUGAAUUUCAAAUUUUAGGAAAUACUGACUUCGAAAAGAAAACUAAAAUCGAAAGAGUUCUACCAUACUGGCUUUCUCAUGCAUAUAGUGUAUCUAAAGACUUACAAACGUUAACAUGUUCUAUAGAAAAACAGAAGUGGCUUGAUAAUACUCUUAAGACUACAUUAAUGAAAGAAGGUUUAAAACAUUUGUUUCCUGUUCAAGAACAAGUCAUUCCUUUUAUAAUAAAUGAACAUAAACUACCAGAGCCCUUCAGACCUCAUGAUAUAUGUGUCUCUGCUCCAACGGGUAGUGGGAAAACCCUAUCAUUUGUUUUACCAAUAAUCCAAGUUUUAAUGAAUCAACUUGGUCAUCAUAUAAGAGCUUUAGUUGUAUUACCUGUGCAAGAACUUGCAGCCCAAGUAGCUAAAGUCUUUAAAAAAUAUAGUACUAAUACUGGACUGAGAGUGGCUCUAUUAAGUGGAUCUACCCCUUUACAUAAAGAGCAACAACAAAUAAUGAGAUAUACCGAAACAUUAGGAUGGAUUAGUGAAACUGAUAUUAUAGUAUGCACGGCUGGCAGAUUAGUGGAACAUUUACAAAACACUGAAGGAUUUUCAUUAAAACAUUUAAAGUUUCUUGUUAUUGAUGAAGCAGAUAGAAUUAUGGAUAAUGUUCAAAAUGAUUGGCUUUAUCACAUGGAUAAGCAUAUUAAAAUAGAAAGUGAUAUUUCCAAUAAAAUCCCCCAUUUAAAUUGGAACAAUAUAACUUCACCAAAAUCAUCAAUACAUAAGCUUUUAUUUUCUGCAACACUGUCUCCAGAUCCUGAAUUAUUGGAACAAUGGGGGUUGUAUCAGCCAAAACUUUUCUCGUCCGCUCCAAUAAAUGAUUUUACAGAUGAGAAUACCAUUAAAAAAUAUACAACACCAGAUGAAUUAGAAGAACAGUACAUCAUCUGUACAGCCGAAGAAAAACCACUAAUUUUGUAUCAUUUCCUUUUGAACCAAAAAUGGGACAAAACUUUAUGUUUUACAAAUUCUUCACAGUCGGCACAUAGAUUAACUGUUCUUUUAGAUAUUUGGGGUAAAGGAAAUCUAAAAGUGGCAGAGUUAUCAGCGGCAUUAGACAGGACGCACAGAGAACAAGUUUUAAAAAAAUUCAAACAAUCUGAAAUUGAUGUGAUUAUCAGUACUGAUGCUUUAGCUCGAGGGAUAGACAUUCCAGACUGUAAUUAUGUUAUAUCAUAUGACCCUCCAAGAAAUAUUAAGACUUAUGUGCAUAGAAUAGGCCGUACAGGACGUGCUGGACGCAAAGGAAAUGCUUGUACUAUUUUACUUCACAAUCAAUUGCAUAUGUUUAAGGAAAUUUUGCAAUCUGGAGGAAAAAAUGAAAUCCCCAAAUUGGAGGUAAAUAAAGAAAUUUUAAACCAACUUUUCGAAGGCUACGAAAAUGCUAUUCGAGACACGAAGCAAUCAAUUAACAAUGAAAUUUCAUCAAAAGUAAAGAAAUCCAUCGAAUUGAAAAGAGCAGCUAAACCUAAGUCACGCAAAAGGAAACAUAAUGAAAAUAAAAUAACGAAUGUGUGACUAGGAUAAUCUAUAAAUUUAUUGAUGCAUAUAA
Molecule: messenger RNA, 2025 nt
Organism: Nymphalis io (European peacock)
Lineage: Eukaryota; Metazoa; Arthropoda; Insecta; Lepidoptera; Nymphalidae
Gene: Dbp73D
Product: probable ATP-dependent RNA helicase Dbp73D
Exons: 7
Coding region: 123-1991 (622 amino acids)
Cellular component (GO): nucleus
Molecular function (GO): nucleic acid binding; ATP binding
Source: RefSeq, a predicted model, not a curated record